Molecule: messenger RNA, 2185 nt
Organism: Amoebophrya sp. A25
Lineage: Eukaryota; Dinophyceae; Syndiniales; Amoebophryaceae
Source: the annotation of a GenBank genome assembly
CUUUGACGCUGCAAAUUUAACGUGCGCCGUGAUGGAGGAUGAACAAGGUCAAAGUUGUGUCUUGAAGGAAGAUUACUGCUCGUGCGCGACGCGCCGCACGCCAUACUAUUUGCCUGCUUGCAGAAACUCUAGAAGCAAGGUGUUCGCACAGAAAUUGUUCUAGUGCUGCAUCGAAGUCAUCGUGAUCAUGGUCAAGACCCGCGGCGUCUCGUUCCUUUAAAACUUCUCGUCGUUCAUCCUUUGUUGAUGCAGCAGGGAAACAAGUAGGAAACACUCAUAAUCAUGACUAGAUAGCUCCUCUCUUUUUAUUGAAAGUACGACCUUUUUGGCAGUUCUUCUAGUUGAAACGCGAGAAUCGUAGACCCAGGUAACAAAAAAAGAUCAUCAAAAGCCCCCUGAAUGUGAAUGAACGAAAGCAUCAGCAAAAGCAACGAUUAUACCCACAUUUUAGUCAACACAGGGAAGAAAUCUUAGAAGGCAUCUAGCUGCUCGCUGGGUAAAUUCAAUAGAGAACGAAGAGAACCAACAACUACUGCCUCCUUCAUCUACAUCAAGUUCACAAGACUCAUCUGAUAUCAAAACAUCAACCUCCAAGAAGAUCUAAGACUGAAUAAGUACUUAGAUUUGGAUUUCCGACCAAUAAAAUGAAGAUGUCCGCUAGUACCACUGCUGCAGUUCACUCUGCAACUCGUCGCUCUGGUGGAAGUACAGGAACAACCUCGGCAAAGAAAAACCAGUUCUGUUAUCGCUGGCUUCCGUUUCUUGCUACUGUUAAGGCCUCCCCAUACCCAUCUCCAAAAGCGUCUUACGCCUGUACCAUAAGGGGAAAGCGGCUUAAGAUAAGUCACAAGAUCGAUUAGGGUGAGCGCUAAUACUAUGCUUCUUCUGGCGGGUUUCUCUUCUUUCGUAGAAGCUGCUGGGAGCGGUCGUGGGGAUGUACUGUCGCAACGACCACGAGCAAUGUUAGAAGAGGGACCAGAAACCGACGCUGAAGCAUUGACGAUGCAGAAUCAAUUAUGGCUAAUUGUUAUCCGCUUUGAUGUAAUUGUGCAUGUCGUACUGAAAAUAAUCUCAGUCACAGGAACAAAUACGUGUCUUCCUCUUCGAUGAUUAAGGUGAAGCAUGCACCAGGGACGCACAGUCUGUAAGAGACGACCGGUUAGCGUUAGUAGUUAUUUCCCUUGUCUGUCUACUACUACUCCCUUUUUUUUUGUUCAUGUUCAAAAAUAAAAAGUACUUAGAAUUAAAUUGAAGUAUUGAAAUGGAUUCAAAAUAAAAUGUAGAAAUACGUUGCUACAUAUUUUUUUUACUACACUUCGUUCACCUUUUCAGCAUUCUACACUUUCACCUUGUGUGAAGACCUAGCAAAGCCAUCCUAUCCUAUCCUAUCCUAUCCUAUCUUCAAAGUCUGGUGCUUGUUCUUGUUAGAUAGUACACUUCACCUCCUCAACAGCUGCUUCUAACAAGAUCGAAGGAAAUCGAAUGGCAACGAGCGGAUAUCGAAAACGCAGUGAUCGACUGGAUGAUGUUUUCGAGUAUGAGCGUGAACAACGAGUUUGGCGUGCCAGACCGUGUAAAAGAUCGGCUCUCGUCUGCAGCAUGCCUCAAGUUUAAGGCUGCUCAAUAAGCCUAGAGAUGAGACAAAAAGUCAAAAAUGUUUGUAAUGAUGUCCGUUGAUCUUCUGAAGAGUCUGACAUAGAGUUGUACCGCAGAGUGGCUCUCGCAUCCUUGGGUUCCUCAACAUCUUGAAUCAUCCACACUCCUCGUGAGUCUUUGUAAUAUAGUUUUCAAGAACGACGUCGCGCCGAACAACUAGUACGACGCCCUUUUGGCAGUCUGCACUGUAUUUUGUGCGACGAGCUUUAUUGUACUUAAUAUUGCAUUGCGCGCCGUUCUUCGUUCUCGUAGAGGCAACUACUACAUCUAGAUCUAGAUCAUCUAGAUUGAUUUUCUUGAUUGCCAAGUAGUUGUUUAUAUUUUCCUUUCGUCUAAUGAGGUGAUCGUGAACGGAAAUAGUGAAGCCGGAGGCGCCAUACGUCGCGUGCUCUCUGCUUUUCGUUCUAUCCGACGAGGAGCAUCAGCAACAGCACGAAUUGAUUGGGAGUAUGUGUCCAUAGGCAGCCCGGCUAAUCGUGCAUUACUUGCGGCCAUUGAAUGGUUGGGUUACUGCAAGCCCGGAAACUAA